Xyrauchen texanus (razorback sucker) is the source of this 878-nucleotide messenger RNA. RefSeq names its product transmembrane protein 238a (gene tmem238a). The record is from RefSeq and is a predicted model, not a curated record. The transcript is spliced from 2 exons. Bases 16 to 426 code for a protein of 136 amino acids. Lineage: Eukaryota; Metazoa; Chordata; Actinopteri; Cypriniformes; Catostomidae.
ACUUGACGUUCUCACAUGGCCUUUCUGAACAAGGAAGUACAAAAGUUGCAUAUUUGUGUUCCUUUUUUACUGAAGAGAAUCGUUUGUAGCAGCUUAUAUACUGUUACCAUGUCAUCCUUCACUGGACUUAAACACUGCAAAGUGGCCCUGGCCUUUGCUGUUAUUUUUGACAUUUUUGGCUUUACGUCUCUGUUUUUGGGGCUCUUCGUGCCACUUGAAGUCAAAGGAAGAGAUUUUGGAGACCUGCUUGUCUACACUGGUGCUCUCUUGGUACUGAUAUCACUUGGCGGUUGGGUGAUGUGGUACAGCGGCAACAUUGAGGGCAUGCCAACACAAAAGGAAUUGGGCCGAAUAGGCACUGUUGUGGAUCGUUUGGCUCGCAACCUCAGCAGGAAAAUACACACACACGUCUACAGAGGGCCCUGAAUUUGUUGAACAGCACUGGGUCAUGAUUGACUGUGACAUUGUUUGGUGUCUGUUUUAUUCUUAUUUCUUUUACUUCUUUUAUUUAUCUGUUAUCUCUCUUUUUUUCAUACAAAACUUGAUAAAACAAACAAUUGUGUAGAUCUUUUUUCGUGAUCUGACAUUGAAAAAGACUCCGUAAUUUUUUUGUGCCCAGCUGAUUUUUAUAUGGACAUUCAAAGCAAAAUCAUGUUUUUAUAAAGAUUUGAUAAAUGAGUAUACAAUAGUAGCCUACCUAUAUUUGAUUGUGUUUCUUGCAUUGCUGUACCUUCAAGAGAUAUAUUUAAAAAAGAAAAAAAGAAAAGUCACCCUGGGAAAGAACUGUACUACAAGGAUUGUUACAAGAAGUGCCACUGAGUGUUAAACUUUUAUAUGUAUAUAUAAAUAUAUAUAUAAAAUAUAUAUGUAUAAACAUU